Molecule: messenger RNA, 3096 nt
Organism: Fonsecaea erecta
Lineage: Eukaryota; Fungi; Ascomycota; Eurotiomycetes; Chaetothyriales; Herpotrichiellaceae
Exons: 2
Coding region: 1-3096 (1031 amino acids)
Biological process (GO): DNA-templated transcription; positive regulation of transcription by RNA polymerase II
Molecular function (GO): zinc ion binding; sequence-specific DNA binding; DNA-binding transcription factor activity, RNA polymerase II-specific
Source: RefSeq, a predicted model, not a curated record
AUGCCCUCAUCCACCACUUCUCCUCACAGCGCCGGCCAGAAGCGAGCGUAUCCCGCCGACGAACCCCUCCUCCAACCGGCACAGGAUGUUGCGGUUGCGGCCUCAACCAACUCCCCUCCCCCCCUCUCAGCGGCUUCGGCCACUUCGGCCUUUAGAAAUGUCUCGGCCUGCAACCGCUGUCGCAUCAGGAAGAAUCGUUGCGAUCAACGACUCCCGGCGUGCUCCACGUGCGAAAAGGCCAAUGUCCGCUGCGUAGGCUACGACCCCAUCACGAAGCGGGAGAUCCCUCGCAGCUAUGUCUACUAUCUCGAGACACGAUUGGCAUAUUUCGAACAGCAACUCAAAGCACAUGCGAUUCCUUACAAUGCCGCUGAAGUGUAUAACGCAGAGUCCAAAGAGCUGGGUGACCCGGUGCAAUCGCCGGGCAGCGCAAAGAGUUCUUGGGUAGGACCGCAAUCUCCAAGUAAUGGCUCGCCGCGGCCCGUCAAAAGCGAAGACUGGGAUAAGAAGCAGGAGGAUGCCGACAAGCUCAACAAACUGGUGUCAAACAUCGGCAUGGUUUCUGUGCAAGGCGCAUCUGAUGCCCGAUACUUGGGCUCUACAUCGGGAAUAUCGUUCGCUCGCGUCGUGCUGGCUGCCGUCAAGAGCUCGGUGUCUUGCAACAACUCAGAGCGUGCUGGUGUCCGACCCAGUCGUCCAUUGCCUAAUAUGGCCGUUUCGGGCGGUAGUUCCAUGAGAGAUUCCUACUUCGGCCUCCAAACGAAACCUACCAUCAAAGAAGCUACGUUCCCAGACCGGCCGCUAGGUGAGAAGCUGGUCAAUUUGUACUUUGAGCAUGCCAAUCCCCAGAUCCCCAUCCUCCAUCGAGGCGAAUUCAUGGAUUUGUUUGACCGCACAUACUCGAUCGACCCAUCGAAGCGAACCAGCCGCGAACUAUACUUGCUCAACAUUGUGUUUGCAAUUGGCGCGGGCAUUAUCUGGGGUUCAUCCGACCCCCAGCCAAACUCUCAUCAAGGGGACUCGGCCCAUAAACGGGCCAGAUUGGCCAUGCAACAAGCUCAGCCUGAGGAAUAUCAUGCUUCCGCCAUUGUCAAUCUCGGGUCAUUUUUGGCUGCCAGUUCAUCCCUGGAAGCCGCCGAACGUCCCAAUGGUGAUUUGGAGGAGCUUCAAGCCGUUUUGUUACUGUGUAGUUUUGCCUUGCUGAGGCCUGUGGCACCAGGACUCUGGUAUAUUGUCGGCGUCGCAAUGAGGCUGGCAGUUGAUCUCGGUCUGCAUUAUGAAGAUGGUACUGGCAUUGACAAUAAUGUCGAAGGGCACCAGGGUCCACCGACCACGACGGAUAUGAAGCCCCCAGGGCCGGUUGACGCGAAAGAAAAAGGACGGCGCGAAUGGAUUCGUGACCUGCGCAGACGCCUUUGGUGGUGCACUUACACCUUCGACCGUCUGGUCAGUACUUGCGUGGGGAGACCCUUUGGAAUCACAGACCAGGUCGUAACGACUGAAUUUCCCUCCCUGCUCGACGACAGGUUUAUUACGAGGGCUGGGUUUUUGCAGCCAGCGUCUCCCGAUGAGCCCACAUACAAAUGGGUUUCCCACCACUAUUUCCGCUUGCGCCUGUUGCAGUCUGAGAUCCUACAAGUCCUUCAGCAUCAGCAAGCCCAACAAGCUCGUCUGAACGGGACUAAUCGUCGCAAUCAGUUUAUGCACACCAAACUCCCAUCGCCUUUUCUGAGCAAGUUCGAUUCCUUCCGUUCCUGGCGACGAGACAUUGACCAGCGUCUAUAUGAAUGGAAAGAGUCAGCGCCGGAGGCGUCCGAGACUGGGGUCAGUUUCUCGGUGCAGUUCUUGGAACUCAAUUACUGGCAAGCCGUUAUCAUGCUGUACAGGCAGAGUCUCAGCGUUCCAGCACCUCUGGCAAAUGAGUUUAGCCCGACCGAGGACGUAUCGAGCCCUUCCAGUGUCAGACUGGAAGAAAAAGAGGACGAGGAUUUGGUGUUUCUGAAAUGCGCCGAAGCCGGCCAAAAGACCUUGAAACUUUACCGGCAACUUCACCGUCUGCGCCUCGUCAAUUAUACCUACCUCGCGACACACCACUUAUUCAUGGCUGGCAUCUCCUUUCUGUAUGCUGUUUGGCAUUCUCCGGCGGUCAGAGCGCGCCUGACACUAGAUGAUUUCGACUUCACAGUCCUCGCUGCGACAUCUGUGUUGGGCGAUCUCAUGGAGAAAUGCCCCCCAGCAGAAGCCUGCCGCGACGCUUUCGAGCGAAUGAGCAAAGCCACGGUCCAAAUGUGCAUGUCAACACCUGGAUUUGGCUUCUCGAUGGAACCACGCGGAGAAUAUCAAUCACGACAACAACUCGCCCGACAAUCCAGCAUGCAGAACCAGUCCACACAAUCACAGAAUCAACCCAUGCCCAUGCAGAUCGACUCUUACCCUUCCACAACGACCUCGAAUGCAACUCGCAUCGCUCCGAAACCCAUGCCUAAACGACCGCCACCUAAAUUCGACAUGGACCUCCGUGAGCUGUUUCCCGAUGACCUCGAACCAAGUACCCGACCAUCUUACUCCUUUCCUCAGCCACUCCAGGGCCUCCAGCAACAGAGAUCCCCACAAACCACCAUGGCAACCGGAUUGUCGCCGCUGCAGCAGCAGCAGUCACAACAUUCUCCUCGCCAGCAACAAAUGUCCCCAGCCUCCAGCAUAAAUUCACAAAUCAACAACGGGCUCGGCAUGGGCACAUCCAACAAUCCCUUGCUCUUCAACCAAGGCUCCACCCCUCAGCAAAGCCAGACGCAACAGCAGCAGCAACCAUUCUACAUGCAAAACACGUACAAUCCCGACUUCAUGUCCAGCCUACCGGGUAUGGACUUCCUCAGCAAUGCCGUAACCGGAGGUGGCGACGGAGAAUUCAACCUGGACGUGGGUGGAGGACUGGAUCUGGGCUUUGGCAUGACGGGUCUGGAUUUCCAACACGACUGGAGCGACGGACAGGGUCAAUAUGACCUAUUCGACGGCUUUUUCUUCGGGAAUGGCUACGGGGGAAAUGGGAACGGUGGCGGUGGCGGUGGUGGUUCAGGGGGCACGUCAGGCAGUUAA